Molecule: messenger RNA, 774 nt
Organism: Brienomyrus brachyistius
Lineage: Eukaryota; Metazoa; Chordata; Actinopteri; Osteoglossiformes; Mormyridae
Gene: ppiaa
Product: peptidylprolyl isomerase Aa (cyclophilin A)
Exons: 5
Coding region: 94-591 (165 amino acids)
Biological process (GO): protein folding; protein peptidyl-prolyl isomerization
Cellular component (GO): intracellular membrane-bounded organelle
Molecular function (GO): peptidyl-prolyl cis-trans isomerase activity
Source: RefSeq, a predicted model, not a curated record
CACGUCCUGAAAAACGUUUCUUUUUCUGCUUUAAGCAAAGAGGAAGUCGAACUCCAAGCUCUGAAGCGCUACGCCAGUCCUUUAGCCUGAAUCAUGUCUAACCCAAGAGUAUUCUUUGACAUCCAAGCGGGCUCCAACUCUAUUGGCAGGAUUACCAUGGAGCUUUUUGCUAAUGUUGUCCCCAGAACUGCAGAGAAUUUCCGUGCCCUGUGCACUGGAGAGAAGGGCUUUGGGUACAAGGGUUCCAGCUUCCACCGCGUCAUUCCCAAUUUCAUGUGUCAGGGUGGCGACUUCACCAACCACAACGGAACUGGUGGCAGGUCGAUCUACGGUAACAAGUUCGCUGACGAGAACUUCACCCUGAAGCACACUGGGCCAGGCAUUCUGUCUAUGGCCAAUGCUGGUCCAGACACUAAUGGGUCCCAGUUCUUCAUCUGCACAGAAAAGACCCCUUGGCUGGAUGGAAAGCAUGUUGUGUUUGGGAAGGUAGUGGAAGGAUUUGAUGAGGUGGUAAAGAAGGUUGAGCGUUAUGGUUCCCAGAGUGGAAAGACCUCGACCAAGAUCGUCAUUGCUGAUUCUGGGCAGCUUUGAAGUGUCCCAACAACAUUCCUAAGCAGCAGAGAUUCACUUCCCCGCUAUCCCUUCCCUUAAGUUUUGGUGUCUUGUCUAAACUUGCCGCAUUUGUGACUUGCCUUCAUUCACAUUUUUUCUGCAAUUGGUCUGACGGGGCCUAAUUUGUUUAUGAAAAUCUGAAAUAAAGGGGAACAACCUAAA